This is a messenger RNA of Peronospora belbahrii, 1047 nucleotides long. The record is from the annotation of a GenBank genome assembly. NCBI's taxonomy places the organism in Eukaryota, Oomycota, Peronosporomycetes, Peronosporales, Peronosporaceae.
AUGAAAAUGCUGUCAUUCUUGACCGUCCGUUCUCAGCUUCUAUGUAGCCGUGUACGUUCUCCUUGCAAUAUUCUUGCAUCUCAUUCUCUUGGCAACAAUGUGAAUGUGAAUUUUGUUCAUUUGAACCGUUUACAAGCGUCAAAAUCGUGUGUAUUCUCGACGUUUCUCCGCUCAAAGGACAAAUCGGAUCAAGAUAAAUAUGGCACUGGAUUGAACGCAAGGAAUGCGACAGAGCAAACGAUUGAUAGUGGUAUGAAUCCACUGGAACGUUUACUGCAUCACUCGAAGGAAUUUCGAUUAUAUAAGGACAAGGAGAGCAAAAAUAAGCAAGGAGAUGAGACUGACAGUGAUGGUAGUAGUCAACCACUCAUCAGUUCUUGGCAGAUGGACAAUCGAAGAAGACGCAACAACAGUCUAAUUAGUCAUCAUGCUACAGACGUCUCAAAUUUCAAUGAACCUCGUCGUCGUGGGAACGCUGUACAUCAUGGAAAGUUGGGGAAGAUGGCGGUAGACCGGCUAGUCGAAAAGGACAUGGACGAGAUUAACUAUGAUGCAGAGUUGGAAAACGUCUGGGAGGAAGAACAAGUGAAACAACGCAAGUUUCAUCGUGCGCUGCGUCGAGAACAUGACAAGGAUCAUGUGUGCACGAAUUGUGGAGAACGUGGUCAUCGUGCACGCAAUUGUCUUGUGCCACGGAUCUGCUCCAAUUGUGGUAACUUGGGCCACGCAGCUCGUCAGUGUAGAUUUAGACAGAAUCCAGACACGGUCGAUGAGUUCCUCAUGCAGGAAUUAGAUAUUCAAAUGAAGAAGAAGAAAAAGCGGAAGCUGAAAGAGACAGCGGCUAAAGCAGUGAAGAAUCCAGGCAUGCCACUGCCCAAGGAGGUACCCACAAGUGAACUCAACAAGCGUAACGAGAGUCUCCGUAAGGAGCUGGAGGAAGAACUUGAUGCCUACGCCGAUAUAUUAGAGGAACAGGCUCGAAAGCGUCGAGAGCUGAAGGAAAAGAAGGAAGCACAGCGAGAAAACGCGAAGCUGUCCGAGAAGUAG